Puntigrus tetrazona (Sumatra barb) is the source of this 1118-nucleotide messenger RNA. Its product is annotated as gastrula zinc finger protein XlCGF8.2DB-like. The transcript has 2 exons. The record is from RefSeq and is a predicted model, not a curated record. Lineage: Eukaryota; Metazoa; Chordata; Actinopteri; Cypriniformes; Cyprinidae. Bases 186 to 1118 code for a protein of 310 amino acids.
UUCACCGCGCUCUCUGCUGUGUUGUCGGGAUGCUGCUUUUAUACUAAAUGUUAGCAAUGUUUAUUUUGUAAACGGAGAAAUACAGUGUUUUAAUCAUUCCAAUAAACGUUAUCAUACUCCUCCAUAGUUUCCAGCUUGCUUUAAAUCUUAGUCACGAGUACAAUGAACUGAGAUCUGCUGUGAAGAUGAUGUUUUUUAAAGAGGAGAGUGAAGAGAACAUGAGAGAAACAGAAACAUGGAGAAUAAAACACGAGGAACCAGAAACAUGGAAAAUUAAACACGAAGAACCAGAAACAUGGAGAAUAAAACAUGAGGAAUCUGAAACCUGGAAAAUUAAAUACGAGGAACCAGAAACAUGGAAAAUAAAACACGAAGAAUCAGAAACAUGGAGAUUAAAACCAGAGGAACCAGAAGCAUGGAGAAUAAAACAUGGGGAACCAGGGGGCCUGAUGAAAGUGAAAGAAGAGAGUCAAGAUCUGAAUGAGGUGGAGGAGGAACAUCAGGACCAGAAAGAUCAUGAAGACACUGGAGAAACAUCAGUGAGAUGCAGCAUUCAGAUUGAAGUCAAAAGACCUUUCGGCUGCUCUCAGUGCGAGAAGUCUUUCACACGGAAAACAAACCUUGAGAAACACAUGAUGUUUCAUGCUGGAAUAAGGCCUUUCAGCUGCUCAGAGUGUGGAAAAACCUUCAAACAGAAAGAACACCUUAGGAAACACAUGAGGAUUCAUACCGGGGAGAAGUAUUUCAGCUGCUCUCAGUGCGGAAACACUUUCAUCUGUAACAAAAGCCUUAAGGAUCACAUGUUAAUUCACGCUGGGAUAAAGCCUUUCAGCUGCUCUCAGUGUGGGAAGAGUUUCACGCAGAAAGGACAACUUAAUAAUCAUCUGGUAACUCACUCUUCAGAAAAACCUUUCAGCUGCUCUCAGUGCGGGAAGAGUUUCAUACGUAAAGCAGGCCUUGAGAAUCACAUGUUAAUUCAUAAUGGAAUAAAACCGUUCGGCUGCUCUCAGUGUGGGAAGAGUUUCACACAGAAAGUACACCUUGAGAAUCAUCUGGUAACUCACUCUUCGGAAAAAACCCUUCAGCUGCUCCCGGUGCGGAAACACUUUCACACGUAA